CCUUUCACCAAAAUGAUCUAAAACAUUUGCCUAUAUUUCACUUUGACACCCAGGAGCCGUUAUAGACAUCACCGUCAUCAACAAGUUCCCGUUUGUUGACAGCUCGCCCACCUACGUCAAAUGCGUCACGCCCUACGUAACGACGUUCGACGCUCUGUCGGCCUCAAGCUUACCGCGGUGGUCCAACCCAAGGGCCAUGAGAGGGGAUGAAUCUGAUUGGCCAGGACAGGAGAUGACGUUUUACUCGUUCAUGAGGGAUGAGCGAAUCGGCGGCUUCCAAUGUUCUGCCCAGGGAGAAGAAGUGGCAGCAGUGAAGAUGUUCGAAUCAGCCUCCUUUACUCCCCCAACUUUCUCCUUGACCGUGAACCGCGGUGAUACCUUAACGAUCCGCAUGACGGCGCAGCAGACACAGUUCAGACGGGUCCGGUGGAAACAGAAUGGGGUGGAAAAAUCGACUAGCAGCAGCAUUUACGUCAUCAGCGGGGCCGAUUCCACUCAACACGCGGGGGUGUACAGAUGCUAUCACGACGGAGAACCGGAAAAUGGCGCUAUGAUUAGAGUCAUUGUCAGAGGAUGUCAAGAAAACCGGUGGGGUCCCGGAUGUAGCCGGGGGUGUCCGAACUGCCUCCACGGUGGGAUGUGCCACUCCGACACGGGGGAGUGCAUCUGUCCACCGGGCUUUCGGGGAGACCGCUGCGAAAUACCCUGCGGAAGUAACCGGUUCGGACUGUCGUGUUCCCAUAAAUGUGACAACGGCGGCGACAGCCCUGAAGCAUGCGCAGAACUCCAGUUCUGUGUCCCCGACCCGUACGGCUGCUCCUGUAACACCGGCUUCCGGGGUCUGAGAUGUGACACAGCGUGCAGCGCGGGAACGUUUGGCGCGGGAUGCACCUCUACCUGCCACUGUCGUGAUGACGCCGUCUGCAACCGCUUCACCGGAGAAUGUCCCGACAACACUUGCGCGUGUGGCUGGGAGGGGCAGACCUGCCAAGAAGAGAAACGGGACUAUUGUGACCCUACCCCUUGCGAAAAUGGUGGGACCUGCACCUACUCGGCCGAUGAAGAUACUUGUUUUGUCUGCGCAUGUCCGGCUGGCUUCAUAGGGCAAGUUUGUGAGACAGAUGUUGACGAAUGUGAGUCGAGCCCCUGCCAGAAUGGCGGUUCCUGUAUAGACGGAGUUAACUCAUACGUCUGUGACUGUGCAGACGGGUACAGAGGAAACAACUGUGAACAAGAAAUUGACGAGUGCGAAUCUAAUCCGUGUGAAAAUGGCGGCGUAUGUAGCGAUGCCGUCAACUCUUACACCUGCGCAUGCCCAGACGGUUUCAUAGGUGACAGGUGUGAGGAAGACGUUGACGAAUGUGAGUCCAUUCCGUGUCAAAAUGGCGGCACCUGCACGGAUGGAGUAAACUCUUACACCUGCACAUGCGCAGAUGGGUUUGUGGGCGACUUAUGCGAAGAAAACAUUGACGAGUGUGAGUCCAGCCCGUGUCAAAAUGGCGGAAGCUGCACGGAUGGAGCCGACAAAUAUACCUGCACAUGCGCAGAUGGCUUCACCGGUGACAGAUGUGAAGAAAAUAUCGACGAGUGCGAGUCUAGCCCAUGUCAAAAUGGCGGUAGGUGCUCUGACGGCAUCAACUCUUUCACUUGCGCAUGCGUGGAUGGGUUUACCGGCGACAGAUGUGAAGAAAACAUUGACGAGUGUGAGUCCAGCCCGUGUCAAAAUGACGGCAUCUGUACGGACGGAGCAAACUCAUAUACCUGCACAUGCGUAGAUGGGUUUACCGGUGACAGAUGUGAAGAAAACAUCGAUGAGUGUGAAUCCAGCCCUUGUCAAAAUGGUGGAAGUUGCUCAGAUGGUGUCAACUCCUUCACUUGCGCAUGCGUAGACGGAUUUACCGGCGACAGAUGUGAAGAAAACAUUGAUGAGUGCAAGUCCAGCCCGUGUCAAAAUGGCGGAAGCUGCUCUGACGGGGUCAACUCUUUCACUUGCGCAUGCGUAGACGGAUUUACCGGCAACGUAUGCGAAGAAAAUAUUGAUGAGUGCCAGUCGAAUCCGUGUCAGAAUGGGGGCACAUGUUACGAUGACGUCAACUCGUUCACCUGCGCAUGCGUAGAAGGUUACAGUGGAGAAACAUGCGAAGAUGAAGGGAACGAGUGUGAGUCGAGUCCAUGUCAAAAUGGCGGCACGUGCCAGGACCAGGUGAACAGCUACACCUGUACCUGCGCACCUGGAUACGCGGGGGUCAACUGUGAAACAGAAAUCAACGAGUGUGACUCCAGUCCCUGUCAAAAUGGCGGCACCUGUGACAACAUAGUCUCGGCAUACAGCUGUAUCUGUCGGGCUGGUUUUGACGGAGUCAAUUGCGAAAACGACGUUGAUGAGUGCCAGUCAAGUCCGUGUCAAAAUGGGGGUACGUGUUAUGAUGACGUCAACUCAUUCACCUGCGCAUGCCUAGAAGGAUUCAGAGGAGAUACAUGUGAAGAAGAAAUAGACGAAUGCGAAUCGAACCCUUGUCAAAAUGGCGGCUCUUGUGAGGACCUGUUGAAUGGUUAUAACUGUGCAUGCCAAGUGGGAUACCGUGGGGGCAAUUGCGAAGAGAUUGAACAGUGUUCGCCUAAUCCAUGUUUUAACGGUGGAAUCUGUUUGGAGGUAAAUGGCACGUACAUCUGCGAUUGUCCGGAAGGUUUCAACGGCGUACACUGUGAAAUAGCAGAUGAUGCUAACACUACGGCGGUGUCUCCGAACACCACCGACCCCUGCGUGUCCCUGCCAUGUCUGAACGGCGGAACCUGCGAGGUCGGCGUGGUGACCUACACAUGUCGGUGCACCAGCGGGUUUGUCGGGGAGAACUGUGAACUAAGGAUCCCCACCUUCCCAUCGUACGCUUCAAACACCGAAGAGACAAUGCGGGAGUUUUGUUCGACCAACCCGUGUGAGAACGGGGGCACCUGCGUCAGCAACACGGAGACCUACGUCUGCUUCUGCCCCGAAAACAACUACGGCAGGCAUUGUGAAAAAACCAUCAUCACUGGCAGGGAAGACAACAACGAAAACACCGGCACGUCUUCUGCCAUCUACCUGGCCGGGGCAGCCGUCGGAGGAUUCGCCGCCAUGUCAGUCCUGUUCGCCGCCGUGUAUAAGUACGUGCAGUACGCACAGCUGAAGAAAAUCACUCCUGUACAAGUCAUGGACCUGAAGGAAAAACCGGGCCAAGGAUUCAAGAGGGUCGACCGUCUUCCCGAUCUUGAGAGGGGCUUGGACGAAGCCAAAGAGCCAGGAAAGGAGGGGAAGCAGAAGAAGAAAGGAAAGAAGAAAAGGAAAAAGAAGUUGAGGGCGCCUAAGGAGUUGAAUCCGCUUCGAGGACCAAGACCACCACCGAACAUGGACGGCACUCAUCUGACUGAUCUCACUUAUCCGAAUGAUGCACCCGCAACGAGGAUUAUCCGUCCUCCAAAGUACCUUGAGCCGAUACAACAUCCUUUUGCCAUCAACUAGGCAUCAACAUCACCUACAUCAACAUCAUCAUCGUCAUCUCCAUCAUCAUCGUCACCAUCAUCAUAAUGAUAAUGCUCAACUUGCUGCAAUAUCGUUUGCCCUACAUGGCUAACUUGGUCUAGAUAUACCUAAAUGUAACCUAACACUGCAAUUUAAGCAUAUUCUUGCCAGUUGUUUUUUUUUUCAGUAAAAACAAUGAACAGUGAACAUGACUUAAUAAGUGAUAAAGACUCUGACCAUGGACGGUAACUUCUAAAUACUAGCAAACUAUUGUUAUUAGGCAAAAUGUUAUCAUAAAGCCAAAAUUUGAUUCAAGCGUCUUCACCAGAAAGAGACAGUGUCGAAGCAGUGCAAAAUGGCAGUAUUCUUUAGCGCGUGCAGAAACUUAAGAGAAAAUAACGGUAUCAUUAGAUGUGUAGGGGGCAAUAGAAAUACGCUUUGUUACUGUUUUAAAACAAAGGACCUUUACCCUAGCCUCAAAGUAUAAAAUUACUGUUUUAGAUGGAAAUUUAAAUCAAAGCGACCAACCAUGAAGGAGGGUCGCCGUGACGUCAUGCUAGAUUGUUGACCUUACAGCUAGAUUGUUCAGAGGUUAGGUGUGACAGCCGUUCAGAGUAAUACUGUAAAUGCAGAAAUGUUCGCGGUGGUUUAAUGUUCGC
Messenger RNA from Branchiostoma floridae (Florida lancelet), 4158 nucleotides. Its product is annotated as fibropellin-1-like. The transcript is spliced from 24 exons. The record is from RefSeq and is a predicted model, not a curated record. Gene Ontology annotation, biological process: Notch signaling pathway. NCBI's taxonomy places the organism in Eukaryota, Metazoa, Chordata, Leptocardii, Amphioxiformes, Branchiostomatidae. Bases 197 to 3499 code for a protein of 1100 amino acids. Gene Ontology annotation, molecular function: Notch binding; calcium ion binding.